AUGACUACAGCCCAUAGGCCCACAUUCGACCCGGCCCAAGGGAAAGAGGCUCUCCGCGGCCCAGCCUACCACCAGCGCCUUCUCCCCGCCUACACGCACCUGAAGACCCGUCAACAAGGCCAGGGAAACGAAAGCGAGAGCCAGACACGAGAUCUGCGCGCAGAGCUUCUCCAGGCCGAGGCGACUCAUUUCGCGAAGAAGAACGGUGUCCCCGUUGAUGCGCCUGCUAUCGACAACGGAACCCCUAAGCGCCAGCUAGAAGAUGCACCGCCCGGCGGCGAUGCUGCGGGAAUAGAGGAAGAUCCGGAGGCGAAGCGACGGCGAAUAUUAGAAGAGUCGCGCGAUAUAGACGCCGAUUCAGAUGGAUCUGAAGAGGAAAGCAGUGACGAAGAGAGUGACGACGACGAAGACGAAUCGGCCGAGCUGAUGCGGGAACUGGAAAAGAUCAAGAAGGAGAGGCUCGAGCAGAAAGAGAAGGAAGAGCGCGAACGUGCGGUCGAGGAAGAGGAGAAACGCGAAGUCGAUAUCGCCCGGGGCAACCCCUUGCUCAAUGCUCAAGAAUUCAACAUGAAGCGCAGGUGGGACGACGACGUGGUGUUCAAGAACCAAGCCCGGGGUACGGAGGACAAGCGAGGCAAGGAGUUUGUUAACGAUCUGCUACGAUCGGAUUUCCACAAGAGAUUCAUGUCAAAAUACGUCCACCGCAUCAACACCAGCAUCUCCCAACUCCUCCAGCGAUACGAGAACAUCAUGGCCACAGCUACAGCCGAAAACACAAGCCACACAUCCACCGCCAUCGAGACCUUCCAACUCGACGUCGAGUCCACAGCGCUGGUCCGCGCCGCAGAAGACAUCCUCGCUCUAACACGCACCAUGAAAGAAACAUGGCUCUUUGGGAAACUCGAUACACUCGGCGAGGAUGAAGCCGACGUGAAGCGCAGGGAGGAGCUUGAGCGGAAUGCCGUUGCGAUUCAGAAGGCUAUUGCGGAUAGUGGGGUGUUGAAGCCGGAGGGCGGGGAGAGUGGGAAGCAGUGA
Molecule: messenger RNA, 1035 nt
Organism: Aspergillus candidus
Lineage: Eukaryota; Fungi; Ascomycota; Eurotiomycetes; Eurotiales; Aspergillaceae
Product: Cwf15/Cwc15 cell cycle control protein-domain-containing protein
Exons: 10
Coding region: 1-1035 (344 amino acids)
Biological process (GO): regulation of transcription by RNA polymerase II; mRNA cis splicing, via spliceosome
Cellular component (GO): mediator complex; catalytic step 2 spliceosome
Molecular function (GO): RNA binding; transcription coregulator activity
Source: RefSeq, a predicted model, not a curated record